AUGUCCUGUCCAUUGGCAUGCAAUUUCGUCCUUCCUAGCUACCUUCACCUGGAUGCCAGGUUUACCAGUAGUAUCUUUAGUCAUGAUCCUAUGGUAGAAAACAACAUUGACAAGAGUGGAUAUAUGGAGGACAUCAGCCAUGGAGGCAAGAGCAGAGUAUUCGCCAAAUCUCCCCCCCUCCCUAUGUCAGUCCAGUAUCCCCACCAAGAAAAAAUAGAUGAUGAUUGGAAUGCUGUAUGGUACAAAUCUAUCAUUACCUCCGCCAAGAAAAUCAAUGAUGAUUGGAAUGCUGUACAGUAUGAAUCUAUGAUGAUGGUCCCAGACACCACGUUUGAUUUUUCCCGAAGAGCAAGACCCGGACCUUGGCAACUCAUGUGGAUAACUUCAACCAGUCUACAUGUAGCUCGAAUGUACUUCAUUGGUAACAUGAUUCAAGAGUAUGAAGCUGAAACUAGAGAAGUAUGA
Molecule: messenger RNA, 465 nt
Organism: Suillus subaureus
Lineage: Eukaryota; Fungi; Basidiomycota; Agaricomycetes; Boletales; Suillaceae
Exons: 6
Coding region: 1-465 (154 amino acids)
Source: RefSeq, a predicted model, not a curated record